ACCUGGCAGAGAGCAGGAGUGUGCCAGCAGUGGGGCCAGCGGCCGCCCCCAGCACCUGCCCAGACGGGAGGCCCGCAGCCCUGGGCUGCGAGCCUGGGCCGGGGCCAGGGCAGGCCGGGCGUGGGGCCACCCCGUCUUUGCCUCCCUGGACCCAUGGGCAGCAUCAUCUGCAGAGAGAGCAUGGAACCCGGGUUCCACCGCUGAUAGGGGAUUGGCCUCUGGAUGGAGAGCCUCUCCCCAUUGUAGGUCCCUGGAUGUUACAGCUCCGGGUACUAAUACAGCUCUGGAUGCCUGAGGAUUGUACUUACGGCCCAGAAAACAGCUGCUGCCUCUGGACAACCUCCCAGGUGCCUUCUCUACCUAGGGCAUGGGCACCCGUGACACUGUCCCCCCAGGCAAGGCUCUGGCUCCAGGGGCCGUGUACUGUGGGAGUGUCCCUCGUACCAGUGCCGGGCCCUGCACCCUCGCCGGGGGAGGCAGCGACUCCAGCCUGAAGACUUUUGGAGAAGCCUCUCUCCAACCAACGCCCAGCGUCCUGCUGGAGAAGCCAUCACAGCUCUUGAGUGGACAUGAGGCCCCUGAUGGCCUCAAGCUGGAUGUUCCCCUGAAGGGCUGGCAGGCCAGGAAUGGCCACCCCAGGAACCUUGGGACCCUGUCUCUGGGCCCCCACCCCGUGGUGCCACUGCCCUCGCUGGAGUCAGAGGCCAACAGCGCGGCCCGGGACACCACCCAGAUCAAGGACAAGCUCAAGAAAAGGAGACUCUCGGAGGGCUUGGCAGCGUCUUCCCGGGCCUCUCUGGAUCCUGGGGGAGGCCCCAGAGGAGUUCCCCUGAGGACCACCAUCCCUCGGGUCACCUCUCAGAGGCUGCUGAGGGUGCCCAGGCUGAUGCCCCCCAUCCAGAGCAUGCCCACCACCCCGGAGGCUAGCGGAGCCAAGGAGAAUGGCCUGGACCCACCCCAGAGCAGUCAGGGUCCCCAGGGGCUGAGACCUGGUGCCCAGGAGGUGAAGAUCUCCCAGCAGUACCUGCACUGCAAUGAUGAGAAGAUGCACAGGUCCCCGGGGGGCAUUGUGAUCCCUCCCAUCCCAAAGGCCGGGGUGCCUGCCGGGACCUCCGCCUGCACACCUGGCUCCCUUCCCAGCCUCCCACCUCCAGGCCAGGACGUCCUCAUGGGCCUGAGGCCACCCCCCACACGGUUGGUUCGGGAGAGGGGGCCUCGGGAGAAGACCCCCAGAUCUCUGGAGCCAAAACCUUUGGUCCCACCUGUCCGGGACAGGUCCACUGUCCCUGAGAAGCCUGCCCUGCCUUCAUCUCAGUCUGCUCCUACCCUGACAACCUUCUCCUUCAGCCAUGCCAAAGGUGCUCACCCUUUGCUAAAAGAAGAGGACCAGAAGGAGACUGGCAGCAAGGUCACCAUCUCCAAGUCUGCCCAGGAGAAGAUGCGGCUGAAGCAGAUGAAGGAGGUGGAGCUGCUCUGGAGGGCCAAGGAGCCAGAGAGGGAGAGGGAGCUCGCUCCCCAGGGCCUGGCCUCCCGGAGGACCUGGACGAAGGAAGGCCUCCUUCCCCUCCGGGGCAGUGGGACCCUGUCUGUGCCCACUGGGUUGAGCAGCCCACGCAGAAACAACAUGGGUGUCGUCCUGAGGAAGCGGGCCAACCGGGCCUCCCUGCCCAGCAUCCCCGUCAGCAAGCAAGAGCCCAGCUUUGCGCGCCAUGCAUCAGCUCAGUCCUUACCUGCGGUGCUCACCUUGGGGUCUCCUGAGUGGGAAGAAGAGGAGGAGACGGAUCUUCGAGCUUUCAAGGAGUUGAGGCCUUUCUCGAACCCAGAGCUGGGGCUGGUAGAUGCCCUCCAGUGCCUGGACAGCAGCGACUGGCAGAUGAAGGAGAAGGGCCUGGUGAGCAUCCAGCGCCUGGCGGCCUGUCACUCGGAGGUCCUCGCCGGGAGGCUGCAUGACGUGUCCUUGGCCGUGACUGGGGAGGUCACCAACCUCCGCUCCAAGGUGUCCCGCUUGGCCAUCAGCACCCUGGGAGGCCUCUUCCGGGCCUUGAAGAAGAAUAUGGACCAGGAGGCUGAGGAGAUCACCCGCUGCCUGCUCCAGAAGAUGGGGAACACCAGCGAGUUCAUCCAGAGAGCGGCCAACCGGUCCCUGGGGGCCAUGGUGGAGCACGUGACCCCAGCCCGUGCCCUGGUGGCCCUGACCUCGGCGGGCAUCUACCACCGAAACCCUUUAGUCCGGAAGUGCACUGCCGAGCACCUCUCGGUCGUCCUGGAGCAGAUAGGUGCUGAGAAGCUUCUCUCAGGCACCAGAGACAGCACAGACAUGCUGGUGCACAACCUGGUGAGGCUGGCCCAGGACUCGAACCAGGACACCAGGUUUUAUGGCCGGAAGAUGGUGAAUAUCUUGAUGUCCAACACAAAGUUUGAUGCGUUCCUGAAGCAGUCCCUCCCUUCGCAUGACCUGCGGAAGGUCAUGACAGCCAUUAAGCAGCGGGGAAUAGAAGAUAUUGAUGAACUUGCAUCUGCCAAAGGCCGCAAGGUAUCGCGGAGCUUGCUGGUGUGUGAGAACGGGCUGCCCACCGAGGACGGGCUCAGCUCCAAUGGCCCACGGCUGGCGGGGCUGCGCUCCUCCACGCGGGGUGGCUUGGAGACUGUGGAGCAGCUGCGGGAGCUGACGCGGCUGCUGGAGGCCAAGGAGUACCAGUCUCGGAUGGAAGGCGUGGGGCGGCUCCUUGAGCAUUGCAAGGCCAAGCCAGAGCUCAUCACCGCCAACCUGGUCCAGGUCUUCGAUGCUUUCACCCCAAGGCUUCAGGAUUCCAACAAGAAAGUGAACCAGUGGGCACUGGAGUCCCUCGCCGAGAUGAUCCCCCUCCUGAGAGAGAGCUUGCACCCCAUGCUGCUGUCUGUCAUCAUCGCUGUGGCAGACAACCUCAAUUCCAAGAACGCAGGGAUUUGCGCUGCCGCCGCCAGAGCGCUGGAUGUCAUGAUUGAGAGCCUGGACAACCUCGGCCUCCUCCACGCGUUUGCUGGGCGGGUGCGUUUCCUGAGUGGCCGUGCAGUGCUGGAUGUCACAGGACGUCUGAAUGUGUUGGUGGCCUCAGUUUACCCCCGGAAGCCCCAGGCCGUGGAGCGCCACGUCCUUCCGGUCCUCUGGUACUUUCUGAACAGCAUGACGGGGAGCGGCGUCCUGCCUGGGCGCGGCGGGAAUGUCCGCUCGGUGGUCGGCCGGCUGUGCAGGACCCUCCAGGAGCAGAUGGGCUCCCGGCUGCAGGACCUGGCCGCCGGGCAGCCAAAGCAAGUCCUCACAACGCUCCAGGAGCUCUUAGGCACGGAGUCCCUGUGAGGCGGCCCAAGGUCACUGACAGAGGAAGGCCCCCGACAGCAAGACACCUGGCAGCUCAAGCCCCUCCCAGCUGGAUUACGGAUGGAUCUGGAAUGCGCCAUCACUGUUUUGAUCUUAUUUUAUUUUUAUGAUGGAAUAAUCCCCCCCGGGCUCCUUUCCUGUAGAGUUCAGAUGUACAUAGUCUAUUUUGAAGUAGAAAUAAAAGAAUUACUUAUUUUUCUAA
Phacochoerus africanus (Common warthog) is the source of this 3560-nucleotide messenger RNA. RefSeq names its product TOG array regulator of axonemal microtubules 2 (gene TOGARAM2). The coding region runs from base 368 to 3337 and encodes 989 amino acids. Gene Ontology annotation, biological process: microtubule cytoskeleton organization. NCBI's taxonomy places the organism in Eukaryota, Metazoa, Chordata, Mammalia, Artiodactyla, Suidae. The record is from RefSeq and is a predicted model, not a curated record. Gene Ontology annotation, molecular function: microtubule binding. Gene Ontology annotation, cellular component: cytoplasmic microtubule; cilium. The transcript has 20 exons.